AUGGAUGAAAUAUCUGUAACUAUUCUGGAUGAAGUCGUCGAUGACGAAGUGAUGAAAUGGGCUACGAUAACUCAAAUGUCAUACGGAAGUGUUUCUAUUGUUUUCAUGAUCCUAUUUUUUCUGAUCAUCGGUGUCAAGAAACAUUUCUUUCAAAGUUCCUUUUAUUUUUUGGUCAGAUUCGAUAUGUUCACGAAUUUCCUGGUUUAUUGUAAUACGUGGGUUGCGAUUCGUUUCGAUUACAACCCAUGGACUAUAUUUAUUCCGAAGGCCAUUGAAACCAUUUUCCCAGGGUUGCUGACCUACUUAAAAUACAUGCCCUACUUUUGGUUUCAUCUCCAUUUCUAUACAUCUGCUCUUCUUACCGCUCACAGAUUGUCUUCAGUUGCUUUUCCAUAUAACUAUGAAAAGUUCUGGAAGUCCUUGUGGUCAAAAUCAGCCAUUAUGUCACUGACAGUGAUUUUCAGCCAUGUGCCUAACUAUUGGUGGGAUGGGCAUCUAUACGAAGUGUUCUUUGAAAAUGGUCAACUUGUUUGUAUAACCUAUUUGAAACACCUACAGGACUCUUAUGAUCUGGUUGGAGUUUGUUCUGUCAUUUACUUCGGCUUUAAUUUAACUCUAUUUUACAAAGCAACUCGUAAAACAUCAAGUUUUAUAAUUGAGUCAAACCAAAAAAAAGAAAUAACUCGCAAAAUGAACAAAAUCGCAUUGACGUACGCAACUGUUUACUUUCUCGAAGUCACCUGGAGUGUUUUCAAUUUUGCAAACAAUUAUUUGCAAUUUUUGCCACUCUCUCUACAAAGAUGGAACAAUUUGGCUUUGACUUUCGCUUCUGAUGUUUUCACUUUAUCUCUUCCUUACAUACUUGCAAUCUAUGACAAGAAUAUCCGGAGAGCAUUGUGCGGCGAGGCGAAACCGUCUACAAAUACGACGGGGCUUUUUGUUACUUCUUGA
Caenorhabditis briggsae is the source of this 951-nucleotide messenger RNA. The coding region runs from base 1 to 951 and encodes 316 amino acids. Gene Ontology annotation, cellular component: membrane. Lineage: Eukaryota; Metazoa; Nematoda; Chromadorea; Rhabditida; Rhabditidae. Gene Ontology annotation, molecular function: transmembrane signaling receptor activity. Gene Ontology annotation, biological process: sensory perception of chemical stimulus. The transcript is spliced from 4 exons. The record is from RefSeq and is a predicted model, not a curated record.